UAUAUAUAUCUAUUAAUAUCCAUGCGAAUACAAGGCUCAACUCUUUGGCUACUGCUCGCUGUGUCCCUGCUAAGACCAAACAUGAACGUAACUAGCUAUCGACUGGUCCGAACGCAGUAUCCAAAGCGCAUGGCAUGGCCGCAGAAUCUCUACGCGGACUUUGCCGCUGUCGAUGGUCCGGCUGAAAAACAAGCAGGAAUCCAAAGCCGGUUAAUGGAGCCGGCUGCCAUUGCCGCUGAUCCGGGUGGCAGUAGUGUUAAUUCCCAGCAAUGCGGCCCCGAAAACCCUAAUGAUAAGAAAUGCGAUGUGAAGCAAAUCUUUUCGCCGGGUGAUCCCAAACAGAAGUCCUCCAACAUUGCCAUGAAGGCAGCCCAGGACGCAAAGGCGGCAAAUGAGGCGCAACAUGCCGCUGGCCAAUUGGCUGCCCAGCACAUCAAGCAGGAGCUGGCCGAGAAGGCCUUCCAAUCGGCCAAGGCGGCCGAGGCGGCACUCACCGGCAAACAAAUGGUUGUCCAGCAACUGGAACUGGAAAUGCAAGAGGCCCAUGCCGUGGUCGAGGAGGAGUCCGCUUCGCUCCAGAACACGGAGAGCAAUAUGAACGCCGCUGUGGAAGCAGCUCGAGCUGCCACACAUCAAUUUGAGACGUUAACCGAGCUCCAGAAGACGGUCAAAGACAACUUGGCCAACAUUCAGACGGUGGCUCUGGGCUCCCAGCAGGAAAUGACUGCCAAGGUGCAGCUGCUCGAGGCGGCCAAGAAUCGCCUGGCCACAUUGCAAAAGCAGCUCACAGGUGCUCGCGAUGAUUACGAGAAGACCAAACAGGCGGCUUACAAAGCAGCUUGUGCAGCUGUCGAGGCAAAGCAAAAGGCCUCCUCCACAAAUUAGCUAUAUUCAACCUGCAUGUAUAUCUAUCUAUAUAUAAUAAUAUAUUUUAUUUUAAGAACUACGCUAAUGUUUAAGCUUUAAAGUUAGCCCGAACAGGAAGUCAAUCCAAACGACUAACUGGAAACAGAGCUCCAUAUAACUCCCAAAGUUGUAAUGCAGCCUUUAGUCUAGUCAAAGUCGAACAGCAAGCAGUAAAAUAAAUACCCUGUAAUA
This is a messenger RNA of Drosophila innubila, 1098 nucleotides long. RefSeq lists its product as uncharacterized. The record is from RefSeq and is a predicted model, not a curated record. The transcript is spliced from 2 exons. NCBI's taxonomy places the organism in Eukaryota, Metazoa, Arthropoda, Insecta, Diptera, Drosophilidae. Bases 22 to 885 code for a protein of 287 amino acids.